CAUUCCUAUUCGCUCUCCAUAUAUAGUGCUAGUGUUAAGGUCUCCCUUGCUCGAUCUUCUGCUUGCCCAGGGAGACUUCUGCAUCACUCUUGCCUUGCCCUCGAAAAAUGAAAAUUGUCAUGAGAGAUUCAACCUUGGUCCCUCCUUCCAGUGAGACGCCUCGACAUGGGCUAUGGCUCUCAAAUUUGGACCACACAAUGCUCAUGGUUCAUGUCCCGUGCAUCUACUUUUACAGACCAAACGGCAGCAACAACUUCUUCGACAGUAAAGUGAUGAAAGAGUCUUUGGGUAGAGCUCUCGUUCACUUCUAUCCUCUCGCUGGAAGACUACGCCGCCGCGAGGAUGGCCCAUUGGAGAUCGAGUGCAACGGAGGUGGCGUUCUCUUUGUGGAGGCAGAUGCAGAGGGUGAGAUAGAUGAUUUUGGAGACUUUGCUCCCUCCAUGGAGCUCAGGCAGUUGAUCCCUGAAGUUGACUACCAAAAUCAAGACAUCUCCUCCUACCCUCUCCUCAUGCUUCAGGUCACAUUCUUCAAAUGCGGAGGAGUCUGUCUCGGGGUUGCUUUUCAUCAUACGGUGGUCGAUGCAUGUGGGUUCAUACAUUUUAUGAACUCGUGGUCUGAUGUGGCUCGUGGCAGGGAGGUAACUUGCCCCACCCCCCCAAUCACAGAGCGGACCAUCUUAAGGGCAAGGAACCCGCCAAGGCCCGCCUUUGAGCACCCAGUGUUCAAGCCAUCCUUGGCGUCGGAACCCAUUGUACCUGCAAAGGAUUCGUCGGAACAAAAACCCCAAAAUACUCAAUUCACCGGGGCAAUUUUCAGAUUCAGCAGAGACCAACUAGCCAGGCUCAAGGAGAAGGUCAAGGAAGGUGACAAUAGCACUAUCAGGUAUACUACUUUUAACAGUCUGGUUGUGCACAUCUGGAGGUGUGUUACCCUGGCCAGAGGCCUUGAUGAUCAGCAGCAAACCAAGUUAACGGUUUCCGUAGAUGGCCGGAAAAGACUCCGGCCGGAGAUCCCAAACUACUACUUCGGGAAUGUGGUCUACAUUGUGGAUGUGCCACUGGUCUCCAGCGAUCUCAAAUCGCAACCUAUGCAUUAUGCUGCCAGCAAGGUCCACGAUGCAUUGCUGAGGAUGGAUGACGAUUACUUGCGGUCAGCACUCGACUACCUCGAGCUGCACCCUGACCUGAAUGUGGUGGUUGAUAGGGGUGGCCACCAAAAAAGGUCGGGAUUGAGCAUUGCUAGUUGGGGCAGGCUGCCGAUCUACGAUGCUGAUUUUGGGUGGGGAAAACCGAUCUAUAUGGGGACCGUGGUCCUAAGCGUCGAUGGUUUGGGGUACAUUCUGCCUAGCCCUUCCGAUGAUGGCAGCCUUUCAGUUGUCUUCGCCUUGGAAACUGAUGCGAUGAGAUCUCUCGAAAUGUUGAUUUAUGAUAUAUGAAUCUUGCUCCUUGGUUUCCUGGACCUCAUGAAGUCGUCUUUGGAUUGGUACUCUUCCUUAUAUGAAUCUUCCUUCCACAUGAAAAUGAUGUAUCCCUAGCUACUUUUUUCUUAUUUAUGUCCUAUUUGCUUUGCCUAAACUUGUGUGUUUUUCCUCUUCUUCCUGAUUUGAAGUGGAAGAUGCCACGAAUAAAUAAACAGGCUUGAUUUUGUCUUGUCUUUGCAA
Nymphaea colorata (pocket water lily) is the source of this 1661-nucleotide messenger RNA. RefSeq names its product shikimate O-hydroxycinnamoyltransferase-like. NCBI's taxonomy places the organism in Eukaryota, Viridiplantae, Streptophyta, Magnoliopsida, Nymphaeales, Nymphaeaceae. The transcript is spliced from 3 exons. The record is from RefSeq and is a predicted model, not a curated record. Gene Ontology annotation, molecular function: acyltransferase activity, transferring groups other than amino-acyl groups. Bases 108 to 1436 code for a protein of 442 amino acids.